This is a messenger RNA of Doryrhamphus excisus (bluestripe pipefish), 8748 nucleotides long. It is a transcript of the gene ajap1, whose product is annotated as adherens junctions associated protein 1. The record is from RefSeq and is a predicted model, not a curated record. Gene Ontology annotation, cellular component: cell-cell contact zone; adherens junction; cytoplasmic side of plasma membrane. Gene Ontology annotation, molecular function: beta-catenin binding. NCBI's taxonomy places the organism in Eukaryota, Metazoa, Chordata, Actinopteri, Syngnathiformes, Syngnathidae.
UGACGUCACAGCCUUUAGCAGGCAGUGGAAGAAGAAGAGGCGCUGCUAGAGAGACGGAGACGGAGCUAUCUUUUGACUCUCUUUCUCCAUCUCCGCUGACAGGCUCUCGUCCUCCUCCUCCUCGCACCAAACCCACCGAAACAACCGUCGUGACCACCUCUCUUCGCCCCUUUUUAAAUGUCAACCUCUUCCUUUGAUCACCUUUUUACCCCAUAACCCCACCUUUACCAGAGAUGUUACAAAAUGAGGACGCCCCCAACUAGCGACGACUUCUCCUGCAGUUUAUCUCAACAUUGUGGAUUCGCCUGAUGUCGGAGAUGCAAAGACGAGGAUGCAAACUAUGAAUUUUGUUUUUGUGCUUUCUUUCCUUGAGAGUGGGAGAAGAAAUGAAGUUUAAGGGUUCGUCUUUUGGGGGCUUCCGGUUCACCUGUCCACCUUUACCCGCCCAUUAGCUCCCCGAACCCUAUCAGAAACUGUUAACAGGGAAGAUUAUCACCACGUAGAAGUUAAACAUUGUUUUGGGAGCAUCUUUUUGGAGGAAUUAUAUGUGCGCCACGCCGGUGGAUAUGGCUUAAAUUAUGUUGGCGUCACUGUCAGAUGGAGAAAAGUCCGUCACUUGAGUGUUAUUAGCCACCGUCGACAUUGGUUGAAAAGAUCAUCUCAAUGGGAGGAUAUCUGGCGGACUGAUUGGAAAAAUGUGGAUAAAACGGAGUGUCACUCGCAGCACUCCAUCUGCUUUGAGGCCAGGCAGCUGUGUGGGACACCGGGUGUGGAUCCUGCUGGCGAUGACCCACAUGACCUUGGACUUCUGUGUAUGCAGCCCUCUCAGUCAAGGUCUGGGGAUCAAACUCAUGCCUAAACCGGUGCCUCGCUCGCGACCUCGCUUGCAGCCCGUCUGGGACACGCCCAACAAGAUUCACUGGAGAACAGCGAUCCCUGUGGCCCGCAGGCUUCUGAACCCUAUCCUUCCACCCCAAGAUGGUAGAUUAGGGGUAGGGCCAAAAGUCAAAGUUCAAAAACAUCGGAAGCCUCUACACAAACGACAAGCGUUGUGUAAAGAGUGCAGGUUGGCUAACUCUGAAGUGGAGACAGGCGAGUCGCUGAUAGCCGAAGCCCCGGCAGGUCUAUCCGGUAAGAACACAGGAGACAGAGUGACGUUACUUCUCAGAGCCAGGAGGCAGCUCAAAUGGGAGAGCUUUGACAAGUCUCAGGAGGGCCGGACUACUACGGUGGCCGGAUUCAUUGACUGGGGACCCACAGGCACAGAUAGUAUAGAUGAGGAUGGUAAACCAGACUCCAAAGCUACAUUUCCUAGUCGCUCCUCAACUACCACAGUGGCCACAACCACUAGCACUACGAGGUUCUCCCAAAGAACAUUCACUAUGGUGACGACGCCAGAGCCCAAGAGGCUAAGCACCACCAAGUCCACUAACAGCUUUGGGGAGACUGUCAAGCCACCAAAGCCAAAUGUGGAUACAUCAGGUUUGGCAGUUCACCAGAUAAUCACUAUCACUGUGUCUCUCAUUAUGGUCAUCGCAGCCUUGAUCACAACACUCGUCCUUAAAAACUGCUGUGCACAGUCAGGAAAUGGCCGCCACAAUAGCCAUCAACGCAAGAUCCACCAGCAGGAAGAAAGCUGCCAAAACCUGACGGAUUUCACCCCAGCCAGGGUUCCCAGCAAGGUGGACAUCUUCACUGCCUACAACGACAGCCUGCAGUGCUCUCAUGAGUGCGUUCGGACUGCUGUGCCCAUCUACACUGAUGAGAUGAUCCAGCAGACGCCUGUCUACAAGUCUGCUUACAAUGGAAACAGGCCUUCCCCGUCGGAAAGACAACUAAUUCCUGUUGCCUUUGUGUCAGAGAAAUGGUUUGAGAUCUCUUGUUGACAAGCUGCCGGUCCCUGAUCACUUCCUGUGGGAGGAGGAGAGUUCCCAAAUCCGUGCUUUGGAUCGACUCUAAAAGGACACAAGAAACAGCUUCUUUUGUAAAGUAGUGUGAUCUCUCUUUGGACACUGGUGAAGAUAUUUAUUUUUCUAGACAAAGCAGCCCCAGUGCUACUAGCACUCCGUCUAUACCAUCAUUAAGAUGCAGACUGUAUAUGAUGUAGGCACAUUAAUGGGAUCCAUGGACCACCAAGACCGUGACUAUCGUGGAUAUCUCCAAUCAGUGAUACAUACACUAUUUGACGCUUGACAAAAGGCACCCAAAGGCUCUUCUGCGGGUGGAAGAUGAACUGAACAAUGUGAACAAUGUGCCAAUAAUGCCGCUAUGUGCCACAACCUGGAUCGAGAAAGAAGUUUCAACGACAAAUGGACAAAACGAAGAGUGCUAUAUUAACCUUGUAUUGAGUACAUUGUUUUUGUGUUGUUGUUUUUUUAAAGAAAUGUGAAAAUGAUACAAAUGCAUUUGGAUAUGUUCUAAACUACCACAACUUUAAGAAAUAUAUUGGAAAAAAGGCUGGGAAAGAGCAAAAAUGGCAUAGGAUAGAAAAUGUGAUUUUUUUUUUAAGUUCCAUUUUAAAAUAUACUAUUUUUUUUACACAGAAAACCCUGCCAACACCUGACAGUGGAGAUCCAAUGUCCUUAGGGUUUGCCACUGUUAAUUAAAUACGUUCAUCCCAGAUGUUCUUUUUCCUGAUUUGAAAGAAAUCAUAGUUUUAUCUCACAUUGACAACAAAAACCGCAUGGAGGUGGACAGGACAUUCAACUGCCUCAGGUCUGUCCCACUCUCGCACACUUUUUAGUUAAAUGCCCAGCUCAACAACCCAGCAACUGAUCAAAGUGCAGUAUAAGAGCCUUGCAAUCCAAAUAGGUAAGAAUCCAGAUGAAACCCGAUGGGAUAUUACUUCCAGUUUCAUUCUGGAAGUCAUAUUAUUAUUAUUUAUGAUCUUGAGUAGCCAAACAUGAUUUAUAUUAAUAAUCAUAUUUAUUUAAAUACAGUGGGACCAACACAUUAAAAAAAAUUAUCAUAUGAAAUAAUGAAAUUUAUUAAUUUGGUCCAUAAUGUUAAUAUUUACAUUUUGCAUUGCCAACUGUCAUACAAGUGUAGCAAGAUGUUCUAAUAAAAUGAAAUAAAAUUAAACAUAAGUAAAAGUAGUCACAGUAAAGUUUGAGUUCUAUGGUUAUUGUGAUAGUAUCACAAAAAAUACAAAUAUAAGUAAAAUAUGAAUAAUUUUGAUGCUUUUUUACGGAAAAUGUAGUUUGAAGUCCUAAUUCUACUUCUAGGGUUCAGCUGUUAACUGAAGAAGAUCUUUCAGAGGCAUCUCGGGAUCCAAAUGAUCAAACUGGGGCAAUAUGUGAGGGCAAUAGAUCUGUUUGAUACUUAAGAGCAGAUUUCAUAAGAGAUGAUGAUGUUUUUUUUUCUGUAAGGAAGCUACUGACGGUUCCGUCUUUGUGUGCUGUGGGUUUGUACAAAGCACAAAUGCAUUUCUACAAUUGUAUAACAUUAGCAUCACGACUACACAUGUGGGAUUAUCUGCAUUGGUCAUGAUGGGUUUAGAGCCUGAAUCCCCCCCACCGCCGCCGCCACCCCACGACAACAUUAAUGCAAGCUGUUUUAUUAUAUAAGGAGGUGCCCAGAUAGCGUGGGAUAUAAACACUGUGGUGCCCAUCUCCAACAUGAAAGCCCCUCAUGAACGACGUCCAGUCGAUACCUGAUCAGCCUCACUUGGGCGUCGGGCUGCCCCGGUUGCGUCUGACAAAACAAUAUAUAUUUUUGAAUGAAGAGUGUUAUCUUAAUAGACAGAGGGUUAUGAAAAAAUGUAUAUUCUACAUGUGUAAAUGUAUUUUCUAUAUAUUUGCUUCUAUUUGUGUACAGGUGUGUAAAGUUUUUUCAACACCCCCUGCCCGGUUUUUGGGCAGGUUUCAGCUAGGUCUGGGAUAGUGUCUUUGUUUACAUGUGUAACUACGGUAUUUCUUUUCAAACAAACAGAAAACAAACCUUGUGCCAAGCUUCCUACUUGCACUUUUAAGCAGUACAUGUAUUAUAUCUUUAGACAAACAGUAUAAUACUUCAGUAGAUGCUGCUCUUAUAUCGGAACACUGGAAUAGUAUUUCCAGGUGGAAUGUCGGGUGGAAAAAAAAAAAAAGCAGAGUUGACGAGAACUCUCGGGUUCUUCUGGGAAACCAAUGACUUACUGUCAUUUUGAUUAUGAUAUACCGCAUUUCAUCACAUGGAUAAUAAAUUAUAUGGAUCAUAACAGUAGCUGCCAAGACAUCAGCUGCACUUGAACGUGAUGUUCAUUCGUCAUACUUCCUUCAUUUUUACAUUUUGAUUUGUCACCCUACUGCUAUUACCUCAAAGGGGAGCUAGGGAUUUGAAGAAUAUGAAAUAUCUGAUGAUAAUGAAGCAAAAAAACGGUAGUCUGGAUUUGACUCGACAUAAGCCCUGCGAUGUGGUAAACUUUUAGCAAAGUUUGUCAAGGAUCAUUGUGGUUUUUUCCAACUUGGGCCUUAUCUUAAACUCUGUGCAUGUCUCUUGGGAUGCAAGUCAUGGUUAGAUGUUGGUUGGUCUUCCGAAUUCACAGUGCUUUGAUGAAAACUCACUCAUUCACUUUUAUGAUCCUUCUGCCUUUGGCUCAUCAUGUGUGAGUGGCACGAUGGAUGCAUGAGCUGCUUUGACAUUUAAUGACUUUGUUUGUCGUCUGAUCCUCGGACUCGCAUGCUUAUAUAUACACACAACGUGUUAAAAAUAUGGAAAACGUCAUACUAACUCAUCGCACUAAUCGUUCCUGUUCCUGUGUUCCUUCAAGCCGCCAAUUAGCAUGGGCAUACAUCAUACAUCCUGCAUGAUAGUAUUUAUGUUACUUAGCUGGUUCGUCCGCCUUGCAUGAUGCCAUUCAUUGAAAAAAGGUGGAGCAUGUCAUGUUUAUUAUGAAUCUUAUUUUUGCCUUAAAUUGGUCAAAUCUGUAGGUGAGCCCACUCAUUGCCUCUUAACUUUUAAACCCCUGCUUCUGAAACAAAGCCAACAAAAUUGUAAUUCCGAUGGGUGCUAAUGAAUUAUAACUGGAAAGUCUAUUGUUGAUGUUAUACAAAAAUGUUACAUUGCAUUAGCAAGGGAGGUGUAGCAUUGUGGAAAAAAAAUUAAAAUCUCAGUUAUAUUUCCAUUGGAAUAUAAUUGGUCAUUGUGUAAUAUUAAUGCACGCAUGUCCCAUAUGCUAAUUCAUAAAAGUUGUUAACUUUGAUAGGGAAAUUGCAAAACCACAUCUGUUAGGAAGUCUUUCAAGUACAUUUUUGUAAUAAUGACUUAUGAUAUAAUGUUAAGGCACGCACAUAAGACCCAAGUUGCACUAAUCCUGAAUCGUGUAGAAAACCAUUUGUAGUGACAAUAAGUAUGCAAACAUAUCAAAGACAAAUGUUGACCAUUGUGACUGUUUAUGUUCCCUGAAAGACUGUGAAUAUUUUAAUCAAAGUCAUUACUGUAUCAGACAACUGUCAAAUGUCAAUUACAUCCAUCCAUCCAUUUUCUAUCCUAACGAGGGUCACGCCGUUUGCUGGAGCCUAUCCCAGCUGACUUCAGGCCGGAAGCGGGGUACAAACUGGACUUGCUGUGGGAGAUUUAGAGUCGCCAAUUAACCUAACUAGCAUGUUUUUUGGAAUGUGGGAGGAACCGGAGUACCCGGAGUAAACCCACGCAUGCACGGGGAGAACGUGUCUACCACAACAUGUAGUUGAUAAUCUUUUAUGGAUUUUUAUCACAUUUAAAAUUCAUUCAUUCAUUCAUUUUCUACCGCUUUUCCUCAUGAGGGUCGUUGGGGUGCUGGAGCCUAUCCCAGCUGUCUUCGGGCGAGAGGCGGGGUACACCCUGGACUGGUGGCCAGCCAAUCACAGGGCACAUAUAGACAAACAACCAUUCACACUCACAUUCAUACCAAUGGACAAUUUGGAGUCGCCAAUUAACCUAGCAUGUUUUUGGAAUUGUGUGAGGAACCGGAGUACCCGGAGAAAACCCACAUAUGCACGUGGAAAGUGUGUCUACCACAACAUGUAGGUGAUCAUUUUUUUAUGGAUUUUUAUUACAUUUAAAAUUCAUUCAUUCAUUUUCUACCGCUUUUUCCUCACGAGGGUCGCGGGGGUGCUGGAGCCUAUCCCAGCUGUCUUCGGGCGAGAGGCGGGGUACACCCUGGACUGGUCGCCAGCCAAUCACAGGGCACAUAUAGACAAACAACCAUUCACACUCGCAUUCAUACCUAUGGACAAUUUGGAGUCGCCAAUUAACCUAGGAGGAACCGGAGUACACGGAGUAAACCCACGCAUGCACGGGGAAAACGUGUCUACCACAACAUAUAGUUGAUAAUUUUUUAUGGAUUUUUAUCACAUUUAAAAUUGUAUUUAAAAAAAAAAAACAAGGGGUGCGGGUUCAUACUCCAAUCCAGAUUUUCGACGAGCUCGGUUUGAGCUGUACAGAUUGCUGCCUCUCUGUUUGUGUAUCUGGAUUCUGACAUUGACUAAAAAUAGUGCAAGCAGAGUGAGGCAGGUAGGAAAAGUCUCAAGACACCAAAGACUUGACAUGCCUUCAUGACAUCAAAUGUUCAGACUCUGUAUCAAAGCCAUUAAAACCCACGCUCCCGUCAGCACAAACAAACAUAUCAAUCAGAAAGGCUUUUCUUCACUCCCCGUAUAGCAAACUCGGAACAUCACAGUGGCAUCCCUGUUGUGGGGAUUAAAUACGGGCAAAUAGUGACAAGGGAGGGGCAAACUUUAUUCCAUUUCCACCAUUGUGGUCUGACCCGCCAAGGACCAAAAUAGUAUGUUGAUUUUUUUGGUUGUUUGUCUGCAUGUGCCCUGGCUUGAAGUCAGCUGGGAUAGGCUCCAGCAUGCUCCCUGAGGACAAGUGGCAUAGAAAAUGAAUGGAUGGGAAGAUCAGCUCCAAUUCAUACUGUCAACAAAGUUGAAAUCUCAAAAUGACCUCCUUCCUUGGCGCUGACCGUGUUUCCUCAAAUAGUGUAUUCUGCUCAAAUAGACGCCAUGCAUCAGUUAAGACCUGUACAUAUGGAGGAAUAAGAAUAAGAACCAAGGUAGACAUUUCUUCAUGAGAAUCUCAGCAUUGGCCACGCUCACAUUUACAUUUUUUGAUAUAAAGCUUUUGAUGUUUGGUUAGAUAAUGACUUGAGAACAAGAUGCGAGAACCCCCAAAUGUGAUUCAAGAGAGACAUUGCCCGUUUAUCUUUCUUGGUGGCUUUAAGUACAGUACCACUCAAAAGUUUGGGAUCACUUGCAAAUUUUUUUGUUUUCCAAAGAAAAACAAAUUUUCAUGCAUUUUACAAAUAUUUUUUUUCCAUUUCACAAACAUUUUUAUCCAUUUCUCAAAUAAUUAAAAUGAAUCAGAUGAUUUUCAAAGAAGGAUGUACAUUUUUGCAUAGAGGCCUACUAUCAACAACUGUCAGUCCUCUGCAUCAAUCUCCUGGUAUGGCUGCUAAUCCAAGUUCAUCAUUUUAUAAGGCUAAUAGAUGAUUAGAAAAGCCAUCUAAAAAUCUAAACUAAAACUAAAAUAUCUUACCAUGCUGUUAACUACUCCCUUCAGAGAGCAGCACAAACUGGGUCUAACAAGGACAGAAAAACGCUGCACAACUGUGCAAGAAGACAAAUAUCUGAGAGUGUGUAGUUUAAGACAAAGACACCUCACAGGUCGUCACCUGGCAGCUGCACUAAAUAGUAGCCGUCAAACACCAGUGUCAGUAUCAACAGUGAAGCGGCGACUUCAGGAUGCUGGACUUCAUGGCAGGACUGCCAAGAAAAAGCCAUAUCUCAGACUGGCCAAAAAAAUCCCAAGUGAUCCCAAACUUUUGAGCGGUAGUGUAAUCCGGUGCAUUGUUUACUUAAAGAAAUUAAACACCUUACCUCUAAACAACACUUUCUAUGGCAUACAGUUCAGUUUGGUACGUUACACCCUAAUUUGGCUCCAUGAAUAUUAUGACAGUUAGCUUUUAAUUAAGACAUAUGCAUCAUCAUACAAAUUGCUGUAACUUUUGCCACACUUAAAGAUAAAGUUCUUGCGUUACAGCAGGAAAGGACUACAGAAGUGCGAGUGAACUGUGAAUAACCAAUCAGGUCUACAUCACAAUUGUCCAGCAUCUAUACGAAUAAAACGCCUCCUAGCAAAUAUAUACAGUACCUCCUUUAAAUAAAGCCUGAUGAGCGACGAAACACCCGUCCGCUUUCACAAAUGGAUGUGUGUAAAAUAAACAGAUAAGUUGUAUACGCUAAUUUAUUUAUUAGGGGAAAGGUAUGACAUUAAUAUUGGGGGGUUGGGAACACAAUUCAUAGCUAUCACGAAGGAACUCGACUCAAGUUGUGUUGUCGCCAUUAAAAUGAAAAGUUUGUACCUUGUGACUUUUUAUAUUUGUGUUGAAUAUAUAAAUGAGUACCUCCGUCAACUUUUGUACAAGACUUCUAAUAUUUACAGAUGCGUACGAGACCACGCAACUCACAAAGCGGUCUGUCUGUGUGACAGAUAAAUGUUGUACAACUACUGCAUUCUUUGUUUUUUUGUUUUUUUUGUCUUGACAAAAACCACACCUUCUUUUUUGGGAAGUUAUUGGUACACAUUUCCAAGUGAUUUUGAUUUGGUUACUCUUGUACUACUCAACUACUGUAUUUGCAAGCACUGUAAAUGCGAUUCUCAUUGGAUUUGUCCUCUGUACAUUCAGUACUCUGAUGUUGCUCUUAAUAAAAUGUCAAACAAAACACUUCCUAUUCAAGAGGAUGUUUGUUGAAAUCAAUCCCAGAUAAUACCACACAAAAUAAAAUA